Messenger RNA from Entrophospora candida, 976 nucleotides. The record is from the annotation of a GenBank genome assembly. NCBI's taxonomy places the organism in Eukaryota, Fungi, Glomeromycota, Glomeromycetes, Entrophosporales, Entrophosporaceae.
AUGCCAAAUUUACAAAAAUUAGUACAAAAAGGUUCGAUUUCGUCAUUAAAAACUCAUUUUUCGUUAAUUUCAUUAGAAGAGUUAUUAUUAAUAAUAAAUAAACCUGACAAGCAUGGUGAUACACUUGUACAUAUCGCUGCAAGAUUUCACCAAUUUGAAGUAUUGAAAUAUUUGGUUGAAGAGUUGAAUGGAAAUUGCAGACAACCACUACAUGAAGCAAUUGAUAAUUUAGAAUGUGUCAGAUUUAUUUGUCAACAAAAAAAUGUAAAUGUUGAUUGCAUGAAAAGAGGUGAUUGGACUCCAUUGAUGAUUGCAGGCGUAUUAGAUAUUGUAAAAGAACUUGUUAGUCAUGAAGCAAAUGUAAAACAUUUAAAUAAAGAUGGAUGGACUAGUUUGCAUCUAGCAAUAAAAGAAACACAUCUAGAAGUUGUAAAUGGAGUCAAUCUAUUACAAAGAAAAGAAAAAUAUAAAUUUCUUUAUCAUAAAGAUAAAAUUGGUAGACAAGCAAUUCAUUAUGCUACAAUGGUUGGUAAUUUGGAAGUUUUGAAAUUGUUGAUUGAAUGUGGAAUUGAUGUGAAUGUGGUGGAUGAUUGGGAUAAUUGGACUUGUCUUCAUUAUGCAUGCAAAGAAAGCUAUAUUGAUAUAGUUGAUUAUUUAAUAUAUAAUUGCAAAGCAAAUGUUAAUAUUAAAGAUAAGCAUGGGAGAACUCCAAAAGAUGUUGGUCCUUUACCACUACCAUCAAUUGGUAAUUUGAAAUAUGGUGGUGAUAUUGGUGAAGUGUGGCUUGGAUUAGAUGUGUUGGACAUGACUUCUAAAGGUAUAUUAUUCAAUGGUGAUUACAAUAAAUGGAAUUAUAAUCGAAAAAUUUUCUCAAAUGCCAUCUCGGCGCCAAGUUUUGCCAAACAAAGUGUCAAGAUCAAUCAAUCAUUAUUUUGGGAAAUGGAAGAAUAUUGGAAGGAUUUGGGUCAACGAAAUG